UGAUCUUCUGUAGUCCGUACCGUGGGCCGUUUCGUACGGUGUAGUAUCUUUGGCUACAAAUAAUCCCUCAUUUACCGUAAUAAAAUGGCCCCACCGGGAGAUUCGCAAACAUUUUUUAAGGCCGAGGGUGGAAGAGGACAAACUAGUCCGAAAGAACUUCAAGAAAUGGUUUCAAAAGCGACUCAAACUGUCAAGAAAGGAGUGAAUGGGAUUUUACUUGGCCCGCCUGGAGCUGGUAAAGGAACACAGGCACCUAAACUGGCUGAGAAAUAUUGUGUUUGCCACUUAGCAACAGGUGAUAUGCUGAGAGCUGUUGUGGCAUCUGGUUCCACUUUGGGUAAAAAAGUCAAACAGGUUAUGGACUCUGGACAGCUUGUUAGCGAUGCUCUUGUUGUUGAACUGAUAGAUGACAACCUUGGUAAACCUGAAUGUGCAAAUGGAUUUCUCCUUGAUGGAUUUCCAAGAACAGUGGUUCAAGCUGAAAAGCUCGAUGAACUUCUUGAGCAGAGGAAGACAGGACUGGAUGCAGUAGUAGAAUUUGGAAUUGAUGAUUCUUUGUUGGUGCGACGUAUAACUGGAAGAUUACUUCAUAAACCCAGUGGCAGAACUUACCACAAUGAAUUUAACCCACCCAAGAAACCAAUGACUGAUGAUAUCACUGGUGAACCUCUGGUUCGUCGGUCAGAUGAUAACGAGGCCACUCUAACAAAGCGUUUGGAAGCUUAUCACAAGCAGACAUCACCGCUGGUUGAUUAUUACAAGAAGCGCGGACUCCAUUCCAGAAUCGAUGCUGCUGAAACCCCGGAUGUUGUUUUUAAUAGUGUUCUGAAUGAAUUUGAAAAAGCUAGAGCUCGGGCAAAGAAAUUUUUUUAAGGGCGAAUCUUCUUUCGGGUUUCAAAAUGAAUUAGGUGGUAAUUUACUUAGGAAAAUCAUAUAAUGUUUUCUUGUUACUUAUGAAAUGUGUGCAGUAAUAAAUUUCCGUAGGAGUGUAUUCAAA
Messenger RNA from Pocillopora verrucosa, 997 nucleotides. Its product is annotated as adenylate kinase 2, mitochondrial. Gene Ontology annotation, biological process: ADP biosynthetic process. NCBI's taxonomy places the organism in Eukaryota, Metazoa, Cnidaria, Anthozoa, Scleractinia, Pocilloporidae. Gene Ontology annotation, cellular component: mitochondrion; cytoplasm. The record is from RefSeq and is a predicted model, not a curated record. Gene Ontology annotation, molecular function: ATP binding; AMP kinase activity.